AUGGCGGCCUCCAUGGCUGACAUGUUCUGGCGGUGUGCGGUACCGGAGGCGGCCAAGCGGACGGUGGAGAUCCGACACAUCGGUGGCGGCAAGGGAAAGGGGCUGUUUGCCACUCGCAGUAUUCGGAAAGGAGAAACCAUCUUCCAGGAGAGGCCUCUGGUGUCUUCCCAGUUUCAGUGGAACGCCCUGUACCGCUACAGAGCCUGCGAUCACUGCCUGCGGUCUCUGGAGACGGCUGAAGAAAAUGCCAAGAGGUUGUCUGGAAAUGCUCAUGUGAACCUUCCAUACCCUGAACUUUGCACCAUUCAGAAUGGGCUCCACCAGCAAUGUCCGGAUUGUCAGGUUUCAUACUGCAGUGCGGAAUGUCUCAAGGCAGCCAGAGAUCAGUAUCACCAGGUCCUGUGUCUGCGAUCCUCCAGGGACAACCCAGCUCACCCACUCAACAAGCUGGAGGAAGCCUGGAGAAACAUGCAUUACCCUCCAGAGACCGCCAGCAGCAUCAUGCUGAUGGCCAGGAUGGUGGCCACUGUUAAGCAGGCAAAGGACAAUUUAGGGACUGGUGGCUCCAACUCUUCACCCAGUUUUGCAGCAAGACAGCCAACGAAGAGGAGGAGAUCGUCCACAAGCUCCUGGGUGACAAGUUCAAAGGUCAGUUGGAUCAGCUGCGACGUCUGUUCACGGAGGCUCUGCACGAGGAGCGAGUGAGCCGGUGGUUCACGGCAGAAGGCUUCCGAUCUUUAUUUGCUCUUGUAGGAACGAACGGUCAGGGGAUCGGCACAAGGUGAGCGAACUCUUCUGUAGUGCAAUGCUGAGGAAUGACGAUUUCUUGUGGGUGCCGACGGACGCCCAUACCAAUGCUGUCAGCGACUUCCACGCAGAGACCGGGGAGUUCCUGAACUGCGAGGGGUCUGGACUGUACCUGCUGCAGAGCUGCUGUAACCACAGUUGUGUCCCCAAUGCUGAGGCCUCCUUUCCUGACAAUAAUUUUCUCUUACACAUGACCGUUCUAGAAGAUAUCAAGCCGGGAGAGGAGAUUUGUAUUAGUUAUCUGGAUUGCUGUCAGAGGGAGCGAAGCCGGCACAGCCGACACAGGAUACUCAGGGAGAACUACCUGUUCAUCUGCUCCUGUCCGAAGUGCCUGUCCCAGUCGGAAGACCCAGACGUCACCUCGGAGGAGGAAGACGAGGACGCUGAACUGGAAGAGACGGACGACGCCGAGCUGGAAGAUGAGAUGACCGAUGUCUGA
Messenger RNA from Staurois parvus, 1246 nucleotides. The record is from the annotation of a GenBank genome assembly. NCBI's taxonomy places the organism in Eukaryota, Metazoa, Chordata, Amphibia, Anura, Ranidae.